This is a messenger RNA of Salvia splendens (bonfire salvia), 792 nucleotides long. RefSeq names its product putative germin-like protein 2-1. The record is from RefSeq and is a predicted model, not a curated record. The transcript is spliced from 2 exons. Gene Ontology annotation, molecular function: manganese ion binding. NCBI's taxonomy places the organism in Eukaryota, Viridiplantae, Streptophyta, Magnoliopsida, Lamiales, Lamiaceae. Bases 37 to 693 code for a protein of 218 amino acids.
AAGACAUAACACUAGUACAUUUCAAUUUGAUUAAAAAUGAAGAGUAAAACUUUGAUCUUAUCGACCAUUUUCGCUCUCGCUUCCUUCUCAAGCAUUGUCCUCGCCUAUGAUCCAAGACCUUUACAAGAUUUCUGCGUUGCAGAUCUCAUAAGCACAGUAAGAAUCAAUGGAUUGCCAUGUUUGGAUCCUGCAACGGUGAGAGCCGACGACUUUUUCUUCAGCGGGCUGGCGCAGGCCGGCAACACGUCAAACCCUGCUGGCGCGGCCGUGACGCCCGUUGGCGUGAGCCAGAUUCCGGGGCUCAACACCCUCGGGCUAGCCAUAGCCCGCCUUGACUAUGAGGCGGGAGGGUUUUUCCCGCCUCACUACCACCCCAGGGGGAGCGAGAUUCAUACAGUUCUAGAAGGUUCCAUGGAGGUGGGAUUCGUCACAUCCGCUCCCGGUUUCAAAUUCUAUAGUAAAGUUCUAGAGAAGGGCGAUGUGUUCGUCGUCCCCGUCGGCCUUGUCCAUUAUCAGAGAAAUGUCGGGGCUGGAAAAACCGUCUCGAUUGCGACAUUCAAUAGCCAGAAUCCGGGUAACAGUGUCAUCCCCAACGCCCUCUUCGGUUCGAAUCCCGACAUCGACAGCGAUUAUCUGGCCAAGUCGUUCGCCUUGGAUAAGGAAACCGUGGAAAGACUGCAGGCAGUGUUCUAGAAUGUUUGCAGAUUGCAGUGCCUUCAAUUCAUCAGCAAUGUACCUAUGUCAUAAUGUUUUUUAGCAUUUUUAUUUAAAUAAUAAAAUCGAUUGAAAUUA